Messenger RNA from Aspergillus versicolor CBS 583.65, 918 nucleotides. RefSeq lists its product as uncharacterized. The transcript has a single exon. Bases 238 to 540 code for a protein of 100 amino acids. The record is from RefSeq and is a predicted model, not a curated record. NCBI's taxonomy places the organism in Eukaryota, Fungi, Ascomycota, Eurotiomycetes, Eurotiales, Aspergillaceae.
GGUGCUCAUGACUCGAAAUUACUUGUUUAAACAGCUCUGAGCUGUUUGGUACCUGGUUCACCAACAGAUUUGCAUCAUGGUUACCCGGUUACUAUGUAUGAUAAAAUAAUCCCAACAAAUGACAUCAGCCCUCGCCACACAGGUCUAUAUAUCCACCCAUUUCUCUCGCCUAUUUCACAACAAACAACCUCAUCUCUACCUAUACAAACGAAUCCGCUCGAACCGAUAAACUGCAAAAUGUCCAACAUGCAGUCCUCCUCCCAAUCUUUCUUCUCUGCCUCGAGCUCCAGCUACAGCUCCGACGGCCAGCAGCACACUGAAUCCGGCCACCGCUACACUACCUCUUCGCACACCGAGCCCGACGGCACGACCACUGUCCGCACAAUCCAGCAAGAUCUUGGCCAGCCCGUUAUCGUCGAGGAGCGCCGCUUUGACGAGCAGGGACGAGAGUUAGCUGCCUUGCCUGACGCGAAAUCCGAGGGUAUGACGAGGAGGAUUGAGGAUGUUGAUGAGGAGGAUGACUUUGAGAAAACCAGUUGAGAAUUGUUUCAACAGUGACACAAGGAGAAUGGGAUGAUUCUAUGACGCCAUGAAAUUGAUUUGAGAUGGAGAUGUACUCUUAUGCUCUGCUCUGUUUAUCUAGUCGUAAAUGCCAUAAUUUUCCGAUGCAGUCGUUUCAAGUUGUGUAUAAUUGCUCCCUGUCCUGUAUAGUGUAUACCGUAUUGCUUUCUCUUAUGCUAGAUCUUAUGGCAGCCGAACUCUCCCCUCCGACCAGCGGUGUUUUGCACGGUGUACAAGGCCUGGCAACUCAUAAGCCCAGUGACAUAGCAUUCCCGCCACGAACCCUAUAGCGUCGUUUUUAAACCCGAUCAGUAGUCCUACUGUAAUCAUCAUGACCAUCCACCUGCGCGUUCGCUC